CGAUUUUAAAGAUUCGUGGCAAGCCUCACUCUACCGUGGAAACUGCGCACGUAAAAGAAAUCACCAGUGCGUGAGUGUGAAGAUUGAAGAAGCUCCCUCCCAUUCAGAGGGUUUUCCAAAUUCCAAUGGCCGAAGUCAUGAACGUGCCUCCCGAAUCCCUCGACAAAUCCCCUUCCUCCUCCGCUCCCCCUCCGCCUCCGCCUCCGCCGCCGCAUUACCCUCCCCGGCGAAGGGACCGGCGAGACGACAGGGAUUUCGAUCGCCCUCCCAACCGCCGCGGCGAUUACUAUGACCGGAACGCGUCGUCCCCGUCGUCACCGCGAGACAGAGACCCGCUGCCACCGCGAGACAGAGACCGAGACAGAGACAGUGACCUCAAGCGCCGCCGCAGCCCCAGCCCUCCCCACCGCGAACGGCGGCAUUCUCCGCCUCGACGCUUGCCUCCGCCGUACAAGCGGUCGCGCAGGGGCAGUCCUCGCGGCGGGUACGGACCUGAUGAUAGCAGACAUGGAUAUGAUUAUUAUGGUGGUUAUGAACGGGGAAUGGGUGGAAGAGGUGGUUAUGCAGAUGAGAAGUCCUAUGGCAGGUUUGGGCCACGUUCUUCAGGGGGGUAUCAAAAUGGGAUUUCCGGUAUAGAAUCCAAUCGUGGUUACGGAGACAUGCCAAGUGGUGGUGCACAAAGAGAGGGGUUGAUGUCUUAUAAACAGUUCAUUCAGGAGCUUGAGGACGAUAUACUACCAGCUGAAGCGGAGCGUAGGUAUCAAGAAUACAAAUCAGAGUAUAUCUCGACCCAAAAACGAGCUUAUUUUAAUGCUCAUAAGGAUGAGGAAUGGUUGAAAGAUAAAUAUCAUCCAACAAAUUUGGUUACAGUCAUUGAAAGGAGGAAUGAAAAUGCUCGACAGCUAGCAAAGGAUUUUUUGCUUGAUUUACAGAGUGGAACAUUAGAACUAAAUCCUGGUUUAAAUGCCUCUAUAAGUAAAUCAGGGCAAGCUAGUGAACCAAAUUCGGAGGAGGAAGCAGACACUGGAGGUAAACGAAGAAGGCAGGGUAGGGGAUCCAAUAAAGAAAAUGAUUUCUCAGCUGCUCCAAAGGCUCAUCCUAUCAGUACUGAACCAAGACGGAUACAAGCAGAUGUUCAACAGGCUCAGGCCCUUGUUCGCAAGCUUGACACAGAAAAGGGGAUUGAAGAUAAUAUUUUAUGCAUCAGUGAUCACAAUAGAAAUGAUGAUAAGGCUCACAGUGCAUCUGUGGCUCCCAUAGUAAUUAUACGAGGCCUAACAUCUGUUAAGGGUUUAGAAGGUGAUGAGCUUCUGGAUACACUCGUUACCUAUCUUUGGCAGAUUCAUGGUGUAGAUUAUUAUGGCAUGAUUGAGACUAAUGAAGCUAAGGGCUUUAGGCAUGUGAGACCGGAAGGGACAGCGCAUGAAGUAGUAGCAGGUAAAUCAGGUUCUGAAUGGGAAAAGAAACUUGACUUAUUUUGGCAAGGAAGGCUGAAUGGUCAGGAUCCCUUGGAAGUAAUGACUGCUAAGGAGAAGAUAGAUGCUGCAGCAAUGGAAGUAUUGGAUCCAUAUGUUCGAAAAAUUAGGGAUGAAAAGUAUGGAUGGAAGUAUGGUUGUGGAGCUAUGGGCUGCACAAAGCUUUUUCAUGCUACUGAAUUUGUGCUCAAACAUCUGAAGCUCAAACACCCAGAGCUUGUUGUGGAACAGACUUCCAAAGUACGAGAGGAUCUCUAUUUUCAAAAUUACAUGAAUGAUAAAGAUGCUCCUGGUGGAAUGCCCAUCAUGCAGCAACCUCAGAAGGGCAGGCCUUUAAAGCGAAGAGUUCUUGAGGGCCGAUUGAGAGAUGAUCGUGGUAAUCGACGAGACCAUGACCAGAGUGACAGAAUGAAUGGAGAUAGGCCUGAUAAUUCCCCAUCCCAUGAAGCCAUGAUGGGAAACCGUGAUGAAACAAUGUAUGAUUCAUAUGCAGGGCCAGGUGUACCGCCAUUUGCCUCUGAUAUACCUCCUCCACCAGUGUUGAUGCCUGUCCCUGGUGCUGGGCCUUUGGGACCCUUUGUUCCUGCUCCCCCAGAAGUUGCAAUGCAGAUGUUAAGAGAUCAAGGAGGAUCAUCAUACGAUGCCUCUGGAAGAAAGAUGCACUCUGGCCCUCCUAUGGGUGGAGGAUCAUCAAUAAUUGCUGUUCCUCCAACUUUUAGACCAGAUCCUCGGCGAAUGCGAAGCUAUCAAGAUCUGGAUGCCCCAGAGGAUGAGGUCACUGUGAUAGACUAUCGGAGUUUGUAGGUUCAUCUUUGGUGGCCGAAUCUGCCAUGGAUACUUUGCUGGGGGAUUUUAUUCUGAGUCAUGGGUGGAUAGACUUUAAAUUGUACUACAAUUUAGAUUUGAUUUGAUUUGUAUAUUUGUUGAACUAAAUUUCCUUUCCAUUAUAUUUUUGGGUGGACAAUUUCCUGAUUUAAUAAAAAAUGUAAAAGUGUCAAAUAUAAUUUCUUAUUUCAUAUAUUAUAAAUUCCAGUUUUUUAUUUA
Glycine soja is the source of this 2519-nucleotide messenger RNA. RefSeq names its product serrate RNA effector molecule-like. Gene Ontology annotation, biological process: primary miRNA processing; mRNA processing. Gene Ontology annotation, cellular component: nuclear body. NCBI's taxonomy places the organism in Eukaryota, Viridiplantae, Streptophyta, Magnoliopsida, Fabales, Fabaceae. The transcript has 13 exons. The record is from RefSeq and is a predicted model, not a curated record. The coding region runs from base 126 to 2279 and encodes 717 amino acids.